Messenger RNA from Adineta ricciae, 957 nucleotides. The record is from the annotation of a GenBank genome assembly. Lineage: Eukaryota; Metazoa; Rotifera; Eurotatoria; Adinetida; Adinetidae.
AUGUUCGGAUGGCUGCGUGAUGCACUUGCCAGUGCUCCAACUUCUUUUAAUAAUCGUCAGCUUCCAACACCUUCUGUCUUUCGUCAACCAAGUCGAACACGCGAACCUAUCUCAUCAUCGGAAGACGAUGAUAACAAUCAAUCUGUUGAUCAUUCAUUCUAUCACAAUCCAUAUCAUUCGAGUGGUCAAAUGAAUUACGCGGAAAUCCCUCAUCAACAAUACACCAAUGAACACACUUAUCCAACAUAUCUCGCUCGACAACAAACGUUUGAUCAACCGAAUCGAACACUCGACGAUCAAAUUCAAGCCAAAUUGAUAUCAUUACAACAACGUCCGCAACAAGUUCAAUGUUAUGCUCAUCGACAAAACAAUUAUGCAUAUAGAAAUCGAACGAUCUCCACAUCAACACCUCAUUCUACAUUUGUAUCCAACGGCAAAGAACAACGAUUGAGUAGUAAUGAUGAAGAACGCUCUGAUGAAGAUGAUGACGAGGAUGAUGAAAUUGAUAAAGAUGAGAUUGUUGAUGAAGACGAUGAAAGAUCAUCUGUUACCGAACCUUAUCAUGGAAUUCCCGGUUAUUAUUCUGGUCAAUAUUCUCAUAUAGAUGAACAAUUUGAUUUUGCAUCCGUUGUCCUAUGGUACAGAAAUGUCAUGCAAUCUGUUAAAAAAUAUCUUCCAAAUAAUCAGAAUUAUAUUCACGAUGAAAACAAUCAAUACAAUAAUCAUCAUUAUUCUUUAAGUAGUCAAACGCCGAUCUCCUCGAGAAAAUUCAUUGAAAAGAAUCUUCUGUUCAAUCACGAAACAAAUCAUUCCAAUGUAUCUCAAUCAUCAUCUAAAGUCAAAUGGAUAGGUGCUGUACGGACAGUCACUCAAUUAAAUCAAGUAAGACAAUCUACAAAUAUGUCGAAAGGAAAAGAAUAUGUCACUCUUGUUAAGUCAUAUCCGGAUUCAAAUUGA